AGACACGAAAUCUAUUUAUUAGGUUAAAUUUUGUUAGUAAACAAUGCACAAAUAUUCGCCGAUUUCUCCCCCAAUUGGGGAGGGAUCUUUCGGAAGAGUGUACAAAGCAGUUGAGAAAGAUACCCAGAAUGUUGUGGCCCUGAAGAGAAUCCUCAAGACGGGCAGAUCUUCCAGUGAAAUAAAGAAUCUUCGCCGGGAAUAUGAGAUUCAGAUGAAAUUGAGACACCCCAACAUCAUCCGGAUGCUGGAUUCCUUUGAGACAGCCAAGGAAAUUGUCGUUAUCACGGAAUUUGCACAGUGUGACCUCCACACACUUCUCCGGGAGGGAUCAAUUGGAGAGCCCCGAACAAGGAGACUGACCUAUGAUCUUGUUUCUGCCCUCUACUACCUUCACUCCCAUCGAAUCCUUCAUCGUGAUCUCAAGCCACAGAACAUCCUCAUUGACAGAGAAGAGCAUGCGAAGCUGUGUGAUUUUGGACUUGCCCGGAAUAUGACAAUUGGGACUCAUGUUCUGACCUCCAUCAAGGGAACCCCUCUGUACAUGGCCCCGGAAAUUAUGCUGGAGAAGCCGUACGAUCAUCUGGCAGAUUUGUGGUCUCUUGGUUGCAUAAUUUACGAAUGCCUCGCCGGGCAGCCACCCUUCUGCACAAACAACAUCGUCCAGCUGGUAAAGUCCAUCCAGCGGAACGACGUGAAGUGGCCCAGCUUCCUAACUGACUGUUGCAUCUCAUUCCUUCAAGGUCUCCUUGAGAAAGAUCCCACAAUUCGAUCAACGUGGCAGGAUAUUCUCACGCAUGAAUUUGUGAAAGAUAACAUUUUAAUACUCAGCGAAGACAUUCCUGAAUCUCCAUUCACAAAUCCCCUCACUGCAUCCCAGUCGAAAGAGAAGGAGCGUCAAACGGAAAUGCUGCUGCACGAUGGUCGACGCCUGGGCAGGAUUCCACCACUCACGACACCAGGUCUGGCUCUGCUUCCUCCAGCCCUUAAGAAUCUUCCGCAUGCUGAAGAUGCCGUCUCCUCUCGCGAUAGUACUCAUGCCAUCCUCCAGAGUGACUUGGAACCCCUUGAAACGGACACCGAGGAAGCAACACGGCGGAAUGAAACGAGUGAGGAGACCGAAAAGAAUCCUUUGUAUGUUUCCGGGAACUCCAAUAUGGUUAUUGGGCGGAUGAAUGAUAUUUUUGGCAGCACCGCAACAGACAAAUCUUCUCCGGGAAAACCUCCCAAAACUCCAAAGGACGUCAACGCACGUACCAAUCAGAAGAGAUCGAAAAACAAUGAGCUGGAACGGAAGAAACUCAGUCAGAAUCUCAGUAAUUUCUCCCUGAGACUUGAAUCUGGUGCUGAAGAUGGUGAUAAGCCCAACGGAGAGGAUUGUGAAAGGAAAGGAAUGGAGAAGAAGCAAAUAAAAUCUGUUGCCUCAUCAGCUGCUACUGAUCCUGAAGCAGCAGAAAAUCGCCUUCCGGAACUCUCACCCGGAUGGGAUUCAUGCGAUGACACACAGAGUUCACCGAUUGAAAAUGAAGAAUGGCUGGCAUUCAUCCACAGGUCAAUGCAGGAGAUUCUCGAUGGGGAAUUGGAUUCGCUGAAACAACAAAAUUUGGUCAGCAUAAUUGUCUCCCCGCUGAGAAAUUCCAAAGCUUCGUGCAAAGUUGUGGAGAGUGUUGCGCAACUUCUUAGUUUGCCAUUUAUCCUCGGUGGCCCUCCGAGUAUCCUCCUGGACAUUCGAAGUGUCUAUGUGGAGGUUAAACUUGUGCCAAAUUUGGUCUAUGCAUCCAAGUUAUUGACUUGCAAGAGGGAUGUGGAGACACCAGAUAGUCCUUCACCCAUUCAAAAUGCCAACUACACAUGUAAAACACUGAAAGAUCUCACACAGGAAGAAGUAAAGACUCUGGCGAGUCUCUAUGAACUUGUCUGCCAUUUGGUACAUCUCAGCGAUAGCUGCCUUAGCCAAUUCUGCGAUGCCCUCGCAGUCUUGGGAGCUACUAAUCUCCUUGUCAACUUUAUCUGCUCAGACAGCAACAACCGCCACAAUGUACGUCUUAUGGGUACAAUUGUGGCAAUUCUGGCUUGCACCAUCAGGGAAAUGCCGGAAAAUGCAUAUCUCGUUGAGAAAAUAGUCUUUGACGAGAAAGUGGAUCUCGUGAAAUUCCUCAAGCACAACAGCAACCUUCUGCGCUACCGAACGUGCACCCUCCUACGCAUUUUGGGUCGUUUCAGCUGUGCCAGCCUCCAGACAAAAUGGUCCAGUGGCAUGCGUGAAACCCUAGAGGUCCUCGUGCACGACUCCGAUGAGCAAGUGCGAAAUGAAGCCGAGUCGGUUUUGAUGGAGUUCAGAAAUCUCUCCUUCUACAUACCAGUUGACGAUGCUUAAUUGCCAAUGUGACGCGAUAGCACAUUGAAAUUUCCUUACACAAAUUAUGUGACGCCGGUGUGUUUGUUGGAUUUCUCUUAUAAACUUUCAAUUUAAGAAAAAUGUGCUCUCAUCCCACUUUUUCCAUAAAAUGCUACAAAUUCGAGAAAAAAAAUUCAUCACACUGCAGACGAUCCAAGCAAAUCUCACACAUCGGGCUGAGAGACAUCAAUAGCCGCAUAAGUGAGUGGGGUGACGGGGGAUGCCGAUGCACAUAAAAAGCUCGUGCGCCACAAGGGAAAUUGAAAUUUUCUACUAACAUAUAUUUAAAAUGCAUGUUUUCGCGUUCCUCCAUCAUUUUGCUCAAUUAAGAAAAGGAAAAGAGAGACGACACUGUGUGUAUGAAAAAAAAAUGAUUGUAUUUUUCUGCAUGUGGACAGUGGGAAAGUGCUUCUUCUUUCUGGUACAGAUUUCUGUUUUUAACGUGCCACAAACAGCAUGAUUUCGCCCGGCACCAACACCAUCAUUGGCGCAUAAACCAUCUCUUAGUACGAAAGGCAAUAAAAUGAUUAUAACAAACACUGUACAUUUAGUUAUGCUCAAAUAUAAAAAAGUUUAGAGCCAAAAA
Lutzomyia longipalpis is the source of this 2981-nucleotide messenger RNA. It is a transcript of the gene fu, whose product is annotated as serine/threonine-protein kinase fused. Gene Ontology annotation, cellular component: cytoplasm. Gene Ontology annotation, biological process: protein phosphorylation. The record is from RefSeq and is a predicted model, not a curated record. Gene Ontology annotation, molecular function: ATP binding; protein kinase activity. Lineage: Eukaryota; Metazoa; Arthropoda; Insecta; Diptera; Psychodidae. The transcript has 5 exons. Bases 44 to 2374 code for a protein of 776 amino acids.